This is a messenger RNA of Scleropages formosus (Asian bonytongue), 6326 nucleotides long. RefSeq names its product immunoglobulin superfamily, member 3 (gene igsf3). The record is from RefSeq and is a predicted model, not a curated record. The coding region runs from base 1 to 3255 and encodes 1084 amino acids. Gene Ontology annotation, cellular component: membrane. Lineage: Eukaryota; Metazoa; Chordata; Actinopteri; Osteoglossiformes; Osteoglossidae. The transcript is spliced from 9 exons.
AUGGAAGAGGCUGUAGACUCAGUCACUCCAGGCUCGCUCAACAGCGCCCACGGAGAUGUGGCUCCGGUCCUUUCCGUGCGGAAUGAAGAAUCCGAGGAGGAGCCAACGAGGUUCCUCAGCAUGGAGCGGAACCAGGUGGCAGUCGCGGGACCAGGCGUGGCGGACCGACUCGUCACCAUCCAGGCCGGCCCGCUGGUGCGCACCGAGGGCUCCCACGCCACCAUCUGGUGCAACGUGACCGGCUACCGGGGCGCAGUGGUGCAGGAUUUCGAGUGGUCCUUGUACCUGGCGUCGGCGCCGGAGCGCGAGAUCCGCGUGGUCAGCACCCGGCACGGCGACUACUCGUACGCGGCCUACAGUUCCCGUGUUGCCGCCGGCGACAUCUACGUGGAGCGCCUGAGCGCCGAUGCCGUGGUGCUGCACAUCUCGCGGCUACAGGCUCGCGACCAGGGCCUCUUCGAGUGCUACACGCCCAACACGGACGGCGAGUACCGCGGUUCCUACAACGCCAAGACCAACCUGACAGUGAUCCCCGACACCCUGAGCGUGACUUCGACGGCACAGACGCUCAACAAGGUGGAGGGCGACAGCCUGCAGCUGACCUGCGAUGUGAGCCGGCAGACCCAGCAGCACACCCACCUGUCGGUGGGCUGGUACCUGCGCUCGGAGGCGGGAGCACCCCCCCAGGACCUGCUCACGCUCUCCCGCGACUUCGUGCUGCGCGCCGGCGGGCCCUACAAGCAGCGCUUUGCCUCCGGGGACCUGCGCCUCGACAAGACGGGCAGCACGGCCUACAAGCUCACCGUCCACCGCCUGCAGCCGGCCGACCAGGGCCUGCUGUACUGCGAGGCGGCCGAGUGGAUCCAGGACCCCGACCGCUCAUGGUACGCCAUGACCCGGAAGCAGUCUGAGAAGACCGUGCUCAAGAUCCAGCCUGCAGAGAAGGACUUCAGCAUCCAGGUGAGCACGGAGCGCCGGGCCUACACAGCCGGAGAGCCCCUGGAGCUGCGCUGCAGCAUCGACGCACAGAAUGUCCAGGAGCGCUACUUCUCCGUGUCCUGGGUGUUCAGCAGCUCCCAGGUGGCCGUGGUGGGUCCCAACGCCGUGCCCGUGCUGGUUGGUGACUACGUGCAGCGCGAGGCUACCGGCCAGCUCACCGUACGCAAAGAGAGCCCAUCCGUCUACCUGCUGAAGCUGCAGAGCCUGCGGCCGGAGGACACCGGGAAGUACACCUGCAGGGUGACCGAGAGGGAGCGCACGCUAACCGGGGACUUCAUUGACAGGAGCAAAAGGUCUCGCAACGUGCAGAUCACCGUGCAGCCCCUCCGGAGCAACAUGACCGUCUCCUUGUCCAGUAACUCCACAGAGGUGGAGGAGGGACGGACCAUCCAGCUGACCUGCGAGGCGCACUCGGUCUUGGACAAGGCGACCGGGCUGUCCGUUACAUGGCGGUGGGCGGACGGGAAGGGCGGAGCCAAACAGGACUUGGCUGCGCUGGACGGGGAGGGUGUGGCCAAGCCGGGCCCCGCCUACUCCGAGCGCGCCGCUUACGGGGAGAUCCGAGUGGAGCGAAUCGGGCCGAGCGCCUUCCUGCUGGCCGUCCACAACUCGGUGCCCGGUGACGAAGGCCAGUACGAGUGCGCGGUCUCCGAGUGGGUCCAAGGCACCAACCGCUCCUGGGAGAAGAUGGGGGAGAAAUCAGCCACCAAGUCCAUGAGUGUGAAAGCAGUAGAAUCCUCCUUCUCCGUGUCGGCGUCGUCACGGAAACCCAGCGUCACGUACGGCGACUCGUUCGACCUGCAGUGCAUCGUAAAGCCCCGGCACAACCCGCGCGUGCCCGCCGCCGUCACCUGGCGCUUCAAGUCUUCCGAGGGCGCAGGCGACGCUCCCUUCCAGGACCUGGUGACCUUCUCGCACGACGGGACCCUGCAGUGGAGCAAGGCGUCGCUGGGCAUGGGGGCCAGGACCACGGUGGACCGCACCGGCAACGUCAGCAACUUCCGCCUGAGCAUUAGCCGCGCCGGGCCCGGCGAGUCGGGCACCUACCGCUGCUUGGCCCAGCUCUGGAGGAGAACCUACAACCGCACCUGGGCCAAGGUGGCCGAACGCACCUCGAACCCGCUUGGCAUCAACGUGGUCAAACCAGCGCCGAAGCUACGGCUCCACCAGAGCAACCAGAGCGUGGUGCUGGUGGAGGACGGCCGGGUUCAGAUCAACUGCUCCAUCUUGGCGCAGACGAGCGCGGAGUCGCAGCACACGGUGCUGUGGUUCGCCCGCCGGGGGGCCCCGGACGAGGCGGGGGGGCCGUCCGAAGGGGGGGAGGCUCAGGCCGAGCUCCUGCUCAAGAUCAACCACAACUCGGCGUUCGAGUACGGCGCCUACGCCGAGGAGGAGCGUCUGCAGAGCCGCGUGCAGGCGGAGCGUCUCUCCGCGCAGCUGCACCGUCUCACCCUGCACCGCACCGAAGCCGCCGACUCCGGGACCUACUUCUGCCUCGUGGAGGAGUGGCUGCCCGACCCGAGCGGCGCCUGGUACCUGCUGGCCCGGGAGGCCUCCGGCUUCACCCGCGUGGUGGUGAAGCAGCCAGAGGUCCGCCUGCAGGUGGAGGAGACCGAGUCCAACGUGACGGUCCAGGAGUCCUCGUCCUUCCGCCUCGGCUGCAGCAUCCCGUCGCAGUCCAGCAGGGAGUCCCGCUUCUCCGUGUCCUGGUACGUGGCGAGGGCGGGACGCGACGGCGCCGAGGACUGCGUCUUCUCCAUCGGCCACGACGCCGUCUUCGGCAACGGCAACUGCAGCCCCUCCGAGGCCCCCGGGCCGGACUCGCGGCUGCGGUUCGAGAGGACGACCUCGGACCUCUACAGCCUGACCGUCCAGCAGGCGCGGUCCGGGGACGAGGGCAACUACUCGUGCCUGGUGGAGGAGUGGCUUCUGAACCCUCGCAAGGCCUGGUACCGACUCGCCGCCAGCCGCUCCGGCGUCACCGUGGUUGCCGUGCUCCCCCAAGUGUCCACCCUCAUGUCGGUCGUCUGCUCCAACGAGUCGCUCUUCUACUUCGUCUUCUUCUACCCGUUCCCCAUCUUCGGGCUGCUCCUCAUCGCCGUGCUGCUGGUGCGCUACAAGGCGCGCGGCUCCUCCAAGAGCCAGGAGGGCAAGAACGGCGCCCCCUUGCUGUGGAUCAAGGAGCCGCACCUUAACUACUCCCCGACCUGCCUCGACCCCCCGACCCUCGGCCUUCACCCGGGCUCCGUGGAGUAGCCCCGCCCCCUCGUACGCCUGCAGCCCCGACACCCCUCGCUGAUGGGGGAGGCAGGGGGCAGGAGAGGAAACCGCCGGGAAGGAUUUUCCAGCCGUCUGGCCUGUCCAACCCCGUCUCGCUGUGUCUAAACUGUCCAAGUGUCUGCACGUCUUUGUCACUUCUGUCCUGGGCUGGACUCCCCAGGCCAAACUGCCCCCCAACCAACAAACACUGCCCCCCCCUCCCCGCCCCAGAUCCCCAGGACCUACCCCAGUCAGACUAAGAGCCCCCUUGUUUACUGUUUACCUUCAUGGAUGGAAGAGCAUUUCUCGACCAGCAGAAGGUCCACAGCAGACCACAGGACCGAAACCUGCGCUUACAUGUUGCCAUGGCAACGGUUCCUUGUUUUGGGAAGCUUCCUUUUCAUUUUUCUCCAUUUCCUGUGCAGUUUGUACCAUUCGGACAGUUUGUCUGCAGUGAUGCCCUGCUGUUUACUCUCCACACACAGUCCUUCUUCAGAAUGCUUUCAGCACAGAGCGGGGAAACGAGCGCGAGAACAUUCCGGUAAAAAGGGUCGAUUCCAAAUGCAGAGUUGCUCCGCGGCAGAAACCGCAAGAGAACGGGGUCGAACCCCUCCGUAUGGUCACUCGAACCCUGGCCCCAGGACUGUGAGAAACAUCAGUCUGAGUCUGGAGCCUCGGAAUGAAAGCUGAGGAUGCGGUGGGAAUUCUCGAAAUGACUCUGGCUCCCUGGGAGUUCAGUGACUGAACCCUGGUGUCUGUCGUUUCUGGCAGAACAUUCCGGAGCGGCUAUUCAGGAGAGACUUCAGCAUAUCAUCGGGGUUAAAGCUGCCCUUUCAGACGCAGGGCCUGGUCCGUGUUGCUGCGGUGGCUCAUGGGACACGCAGCCCCGCUCUCGGAAAACACGGUCCUUCACCCCAAAAUGGAUGUGGCGCCGGAAGCACUUCGGAUCGAGAAGACUGAGCGCUUGUCUUUGUCGGCACGGUGCUAAAGGCGAAGGAAUGUUAGAGGGGGACACUGAGAGCCGUGCCCUUGCGUGUGCAGCGACACGUGUGUGGCGCCGUCUUGAAAUACAACCGCAGGUGAGCAGCGGGGAAGAGAAGAGGACGCAGAGCGUUGGGUUGUAGUCGACCGGGACCCGAACGCUGCCAGCAAGGACUGCGGAGGAGCUGUCGGUCUGCCACAGGGCGGCGCCGUUUUAUUUAUUAUUAGAUGUGGGUUUGGACUUUAGUUUUUAUCUGCAGUUGCAGUAGAGCUUCACAUAGUUGUGUGACACUUCCAGACUGUCCAUGUACUGUGAAACAAAACACACACAAACACACACACACGUGUACAGUAUGUCCUCGAUUUAACGACCAGCUGGGGGAGGGGUGUCCAACACCGCCAAAGGUCCAUUAGACCCAAAUGUCCCUAAAAUAGUGUCGAUAUGAAACUAAAAGUCCAUUAAAUUGUGUUUUAAUUCACACCACUUAUAUUUAUAUCAUAAACUACAUAUAUUGAGGACCAUGAAUUGGAAAAUAAUAAUAAACCUGUGCAGCAGCGCUACUGAUGAAGAACAUAUAUACCGACAUAUGAACCAGGCUGUUGCAGUGAAAUAUUCUCAUAUGAAUCGUAGAAUUUUGUCCAUUCACUCCGAAAACCAUUAAAUCGUGGUCCAUUAAUCGAGGAUUUACUGUACUUACUAUAGUGCGGGCGAACAGGUUUACUUUGAUCCGCAGUGAGAAAGUGUCACACGGGACGUCUUGGAAUGGGUGCAGUGGUGGUGUUUUUAGCAGUGUAUUUACAAGUGUGGCGUCCGAUAUGUUUGCGGUCACACUCAGCAGAGCAGCGGUCAUGCAUGUCUUCAGACUGGACCAGUCCGGCCAUUGAGAAGCUGCGGUGAUGUCCUCCUGUGGACACUGCGGUGGACGUCCUGCACCCUCAUGUUCGUCCUUUACAGGUGACGGAAGACCUUCUCAGAGCUCAGCGAUCCAUCCUCUCCUCAAACGUGACUCGGGAAGUUGGUGAAGCCGGACCGACCGCGUGUGGAGUGUGGGCACGACCGCAUCCCAGUCUCACUGUUCGAGACACAGGUGUGUCAGGUGGUCAGGAGAGCAGAACCUCGCUGAGAUCCUGUGCUCACGGACACUUACGGCUCUCCCCCAACGAGGUGUUGUGUGACUAGAAGGAGACCCUUCAGUUGUACCAUCGGACUCCGACCACCCUGUUCAUGAGCCGCUGCCGUCCCAGGACAUCUUACAAGAUCAGCACCGACCCCUGCGGUUCCUUAACCAUCCAGAGAGCUCAAACUGGGGGUUUAGGAAUCGCUCAUUUGGGGGAUGGAGGGAGGUCUUCACACUGCCUUCGUGGUCUUUGGAGGUCUUAAAAGUGCAGUUAGUGUCAUGCUGAUGGUCCAGGUGUGAGAAUGUUCUGGAAAUGCUGAGUACGGCUGCAGCACGUUGUUGCGCCCUACUGCGGUAAUUUUGAAGUAGUCAGUCUGGCCUCCAGUAGAGCGUUGACUUCUUCCUCGGUCCACAUUUACAUGGGGAGCCGUAGCAUCGCGUUCCUGUUCCGGUUGCUGUAAUAAACAGUGUAAAGCAGCAGGUCGACUCCAGACACCGCCCUCUGACUCCAGUCUGGUCCACCUGUGGUCCUGAAACGUGUACCUGGAGAUGGUGAUCAGUGGUGUCACUCAUGGGUUUGUGGACCUUGGAGCAACGCAGUGUCUCAAGCAGCCUGUCCCUUUGGGUGACGCAGCUGUGUAACGAAAUGCACGUCUUACUACGGUAAACUUAAAUGCAUCACGGAACGGCGGGAGAGCAGGGUCCCCUCGGUGCGACUGCACCCAUUGGUUCUGAGUCGUGUCUCUGUCCCACUGUAGGUGCCCGGCGAACUCCUGACAGUGGUACCGCGCUGUACUGCGCUGUACCACGCCAACGUUGGGUGUUUGCUGUACGUGUGAAAGCGUCGUGGUCGUGUUCUCAGUUCUGCAGGAGCCGCUUUCUUAGGUGUUGUGUUUUCUAUUUUUGUUUCGAUGUACUUUGUACAGUGCACUGCGCUCCAAUAAAACGUACAGGAUCACAUCUUCUGCA